Messenger RNA from Jatropha curcas, 1767 nucleotides. RefSeq names its product bZIP transcription factor family protein (gene TGA7). Gene Ontology annotation, molecular function: DNA-binding transcription factor activity; sequence-specific DNA binding. Gene Ontology annotation, biological process: DNA-templated transcription; regulation of DNA-templated transcription. The record is from RefSeq and is a predicted model, not a curated record. NCBI's taxonomy places the organism in Eukaryota, Viridiplantae, Streptophyta, Magnoliopsida, Malpighiales, Euphorbiaceae.
GUCAUUGUUAGAUUAUUUUGAUUCUGUUUUCUUUUUGCGACUUUGGGGUGUCGCUUUUGGUUCUUUGUUUGCUUUCGAGGAAUGGGUGGAUGGUAAUGUGAUGUUGAUUCUUGAAACCAACUAGUAUUAAACUGACAGCCUGUGUGUUCAAUUGGGGUUUUCUUGCAUUAGACUUGUUUGCUAAUCAAGACAUAAACUUGGUUUAGUUUUCUUGUUCUUGAUGAUCCUUCCUUGCCUAUUAGGAAACUGAAGCAUGUGAGCUUUUGGCUCCAUUUUGGUGAAGCAUCCUGUAAGAGGUUUUCCUGUUUUGUGUGUCUCUGAGGAUUUUGAUCCUAGAGUUAAUUCAGCAUCACUACUUGUAAUUAGAAGUUGGAGCCAACUGUAGCUGUAAAGUUGCUCUUCCUGAGCAGAGGACUCUAAUAUGAGCUCUUCAUCUACUCAACUUUCUGCCUUGAGGGGUAUGGGCAUUUAUGAGCCAUUCCACCAGAUUAGCUCAUGGGGAGACACUUUCAGAGGCAAUGAUAACCUAAAUAUUGGUCCAUCCACAAUCAUGCAGGUGGAUGAUGGGCUAAACAAGGGUGAAUAUGUUUCUCAAGAAUCAAUGGAACCUUCUAGAAGUGAUCAAGAAGCAAACAGACCUGCUGAUAAGGUGCAGAGACGUUUGGCACAAAAUCGUGAAGCUGCUCGCAAAAGUCGCAUGCGGAAAAAGGCCUACGUUCAACAACUAGAAUCUAGCCGCGUGAAGUUGGUGCAGCUGGAGCAGGAACUUGAGAGAGCUCGUCAACAGGGUUUGUUUGUGGGCAGCGUACCAGAUGCAACUCAUUUAUUGCCUGGAAAUAUAAAUUCAGGAAUUACUACAUUUGAAAUAGAGUAUGGACACUGGGUUGAGGAGCAACAUAAACAUGUUUCUGAACUUAGGAAUGCAUUACAAGCUCACAUCACCGAUAUAGAGCUUCGGAUACUUGUGGAAAAUGGCUUGAACCACUACAACAAUCUUUUCCGCAUGAAAGCAGACGCUGCAAAGGCUGAUGUCUUCUAUUUGAUUUCUGGCAAGUGGAGAACAUCAGUAGAGCGCUUUUUUCAAUGGAUCGGGGGAUUCCGUCCCUCAGAGCUUCUAAAUGUUCUGAUGUCACAGUUGGAGCCUUUGACUGAUCAACAAAUGGUGGAUGUCUGUAACCUUCGGCAAUCUUCUCAGCAAGCUGAAGAUGCUCUGUCACAAGGAAUUGAUAAACUCCAGCAGACUCUGGCCCAUAGUAUAGCAGCGGAUAUAACAAGUGGUGGAAGUUACAGGGCUCAGAUGGCUGCUGCAAUAGAAAAGUUGGAAGCACUCGAGGGCUUUGUGAACCAGGCAGAUCACUUGCGCCAACAAACUUUACAACAAAUGUCUCGGAUUCUAACGACCCGCCAAGCAGCUCGAGGAUUACUUGCUCUGGGAGAAUACUUCCACCGUCUUCGUGCUCUAAGUUCGCUAUGGGCUGCCCGUCCUCGUGAACCUGCCUAGACUAGGAAAUGGAAGAACCACAAUAUUUAGGUUAAUUUACCACUAGCAUUCAUGCCUUGGCUGCCAAGAAUAGAACGUACGUGGAUUUUGUUACAUAUAUAUAUAUAUUUAUAUAUAUGAGAGUACUUUUUCUUGAUCUACCUCUGUCUUCCAUAGCAGCUUGUUAACUCGACAGGUGUAAAUAUGAACCUAAAUUAUGUGUGAGCAGAAGCAAAGAAAUCAGUUAAUGAAGUUGAUGUUCAAUGAGAUAUAUUGUAAUUUUGGCA